Messenger RNA from Histoplasma capsulatum G186AR, 1368 nucleotides. Its product is annotated as K+ transporter. Gene Ontology annotation, molecular function: potassium ion transmembrane transporter activity. Gene Ontology annotation, cellular component: membrane. The record is from RefSeq and is a predicted model, not a curated record. NCBI's taxonomy places the organism in Eukaryota, Fungi, Ascomycota, Eurotiomycetes, Onygenales, Ajellomycetaceae. Gene Ontology annotation, biological process: potassium ion transmembrane transport. The transcript is spliced from 10 exons. Bases 1 to 1368 code for a protein of 455 amino acids.
AUGUCCACUCUCUCUUGUGUUUGUCUGAAUCAAAUCUCCGACACUGUGGUAGUUGAGGGAGGUAUGUCGGAUGGUUAUUUGCCAGUCGAUGGCAAUGACAACGACAUCGACUCAAGCGCAGGAUAUCAGAACCAGCACAGCAAGCACAGCAAGGACGGCGACAGCGACGGGGAAGGCUUCAGCGAUAAUGAGAAUGAAGACCCCUUCAAUAGGAGGAAGAGCAUCCGGUUCAACAGGGACUACUAUGGCCUGGGGACUAGAAUCGCCGAUGUCGUCCUCCAUGGAGGACACGGAGGCGACCAUCUGCUUGAUCAUGGGAAAACGGAGCUCACUGGCUGGGCGUCAAUCUGGCUGGCGUAUCAAUCCAUCGGGGCUCUUUACGGAGACGUUGGCACCAACCCGCUCUAUGUUUUCUCCUCGACGUUUGCGACACCCCCGGCCGGUGAAGACCUAAUUGGAGUACUCUCGCUUAUAACCUGGGCGUUGAUACUGAUUGCGACGAUUAAAUAUGUCGGGAUCGUUCUAUGCGCUAAUGAUAAAGGCGAAGGCGGCUCUUUUGCGCUUUUCUCACUGAUACAACGUUAUGUCGACAUUGAUAACCAGAACCGGGACGCAUCGGACUUCCUUGUAAACGACGACGAGAAGCAACUGCGUCCGUUUAACCUCAAGGCUAUGAACCUGUUGAAGAGGAGUUCUAGAGCAAAGAAGGUUGUUAAGGUUUUCGCGGUGCUCGGUGUUUGUAUGGUGAUAUCAGACGGCGCUUUGACUCCUGCACAAUCCAUCCUUGCUGCUGUUCAAGGGCUCCAAAUCGCUGCGCCGAAUAUUGAAACCCAUACUCUGGUAGCAAUUGCCUGCGUCCUGAUCAUUUUUCUCUUUGCUUUGCAGCCGUUCGGCACAUCUAAACUGAGUAGUUUUUUCACGCCCAUUGUGAUUGUAUGGUUGAUGUUCAACGUCAUAUCAGGGGUCUAUAACCUACUUGCCUACGAUUUCUCAGUCCUGCGCGCCUUUUCUCCGUGGAUGGGACUCGAUUAUCUCCUUCGGAAAAAAUUCGAAGGAUGGAAAUCGCUUGGGGGCGUUCUUCUUUGCUUCACUGGUAUAUCUAUCCGCCGUGUUGAAGCUCUCUUUGCCGACCUAGGCGCAUUCUCCGUCAAGCAAGGCAAUACGGGUCUCGUGGCUAUGUUUUGCGCUCCCUUGUUUGCUCCUCACAUACUGUGGUCAGGCCGCCUUUAUCAGCGUCCAUCCAGAAGCGGUCGUGAACCCACUGUUCAAAUCAGCGCCCCCGGGGAUGUACUGGCCGCUCUUUCUGCUCUCGAUACUGACUUCGAUUGUUGCAUCCCAACCAUGCUUACGGGGACUUUCAACUCAUGA